AUGAAUCCAUUCGAUGAGCUUCCAUGUGAGAUUCUAUCCACAAUCAUCACGGAAGCCGCGGACUGGGUGGCCCUCGAAAGCCUUUUGCAAGUCUCUCCGCGGGUACGAAGACUCUUUGCCGGAGAUGGCGAGACCCCCGGGGAUCGUGAAGCCAUUCAUAUAGUCAAAUCCAUGUUGACAGCAAAUCCAAUGAUGCAUCACGACCUGCACGGCCUGUUUUGCCAGUGUAUUGCACUGCGCCAGUCCUCGUUAGCAGUUACUAGUCUCGAGCAGUUCAGGUCAGGGGACUACGAUCAGUUGUCUGUGGUCUUCAGUUCAUCCAUAUCACAAGCUUCGCUACGAGAGAUGGUACAUGUCGCAGCUAACAUCCAACGGCUUGCGUGCGCUUGCUUGACCACGUUCCUGAGCAGGAUUCGGGGGAUAAAACCGAGGUGCCACAUGCCAACUGGCAGUGAAGUACAAUACGAGCCGCGCGAAGCAGGCCCUCCCUCGUGGAUUGAGGAGUUUCGAGUGUAUCGCGCGCUGUGGCAUUUCCAGUUCUACUCUGACCUUUUGAAUGCGGCUGAACGACUGAUGUUUCCGCAGGAAGAUCUCGAACUCUUGCGGACGAAACCCCUCGUCUGGAAUAAUCCGUCAGAAACAUUGGGGUCUGAACUACUUCCAGUAAAUGAAUGGCUGUGGGGUAUGUUCUCUGAGAGAAAAGAUUCCUUUACCGAUAUUCCAGCGGUGAAGAGAUUCCCCAGUAGCUAUCCAGCAUACGUGGAUCCUCUCCCUGAUCCUUCACAAUUGCAGGAUGAAUAUUCGGUCUGGGCCCCUCCAGCUCUUCCUAUAGACAAGGGCACAAACGACAUUUGGCGCCAGGGAUCCGGAAUGGUCAACAGAAGAUCGGGGUCGACCGGAUUUUACCCUUACUGUGUGAAUAUUAACAUGAGUACACCAUCAACACGUCGGAUGCACUACUGUUUCGCUGAUUCACCAAUUUACCGCGAGAUUGGUUUGAAUAUAUGGGAUAGAUGGCGGUUAUAUUGCCUUGGCAUCUGGUAUGCCUGUAAUCCUGAUGAGCUCCGAUGGGAAUACCUAGGUCCAGAUGGAUCCCUUGUCCCAGAGGGCUGCUUUCCAGAGCAUAGCUUGAUCGACAUUAAUUACCGGUUGUCCUUCUUUAUCAAGCCCAGAGUGCGGGAAAGGGAGGAAUUUUGUGAGAAAUGGUCCAGGGAGAAACACGGUUUACUAGAGACAAGCAGAGCCGAGGAGACAAGCAAAGUCGAGAGGAGGAUAAGGCGGGAAACGCAAAGCAUGCCAAAUUGGUCUUGA
Aspergillus eucalypticola CBS 122712 is the source of this 1311-nucleotide messenger RNA. RefSeq lists its product as uncharacterized. The record is from RefSeq and is a predicted model, not a curated record. Lineage: Eukaryota; Fungi; Ascomycota; Eurotiomycetes; Eurotiales; Aspergillaceae. The coding region runs from base 1 to 1311 and encodes 436 amino acids. The transcript has a single exon.